Molecule: messenger RNA, 6701 nt
Organism: Xenopus laevis (African clawed frog)
Lineage: Eukaryota; Metazoa; Chordata; Amphibia; Anura; Pipidae
Gene: kif21b.L
Product: kinesin-like protein KIF21B
Exons: 35
Coding region: 192-4934 (1580 amino acids)
Source: RefSeq, a predicted model, not a curated record
GCUGCCUUACCUUUUGUUCCAUUCGGAAAUCUGCAACGGAGACUGCUUCAGCAUGGGGGAGAAGGGAACUGGGAGUUGGUGCAUGAUGUGAAAUAUCCACCCUUGCCUGGAGAUGAAAAAUCUGCCCCAGAUACCUCCUGCCCCACCUGAAAUUCCCUUGGCAGUGAGGAAUUGGAAAAAGAAGGAGCAAAAUGGGGAGCCAGGGGGACUGCAGUGUCAGGGUUGCGCUGAGGAUUCGUCCACAAAGCAGUAAGGAACAGGCUGAAGGAUGCCGUGUAUGUACAUGGGUUUAUGCUGGAGAGCCACAGGUGCUUUUGGGUAAAGACAAAGCUUUCACAUAUGAUUUUGUGUUUGAUAUGGACACAGACCAAGUCCAGGUCUACGAGACUUGUGUACGUGGGCUGGUGGAAGGUUGCUUUCAAGGCUACAAUGCUACUGUGCUGGCCUAUGGACAGACUGGUGCUGGGAAAACACAUACAAUGGGUAGUGGAUUUGAUCUUGUGGUAACGGAGGAAGAGCUGGGGAUCAUCCCACGUGCUGUGCGUCAGCUCUUCAGUACCAUACAAGAGCACAAAACUUCUGCUUAUGAGAGAGGACAGCCAGAGCCCAGCUUUAAAGUUAGUGCACAGUUCUUAGAACUCUACAAUGAGGAAAUUUUGGAUCUGUUUGACGUAUCACGCGAUCCUGACUCUCGUUAUCGGAAAUCCAACAUACGGAUCCAUGAGGAUGCUAGCGGAGGGAUCUAUGUUAGUGGUGCCAGCAUUCGCAGUGUCAGCUCAGAAGGAGAGCUAUUACAGCUACUGAAGGAAGGUGCUCUUUCUCGUACUACAGCCAGCACCCAGAUGAAUUCACAGAGUUCACGUUCACAUGCUAUCUUCUCAGUCCAUCUCCAACAAACUCGUGUUUCUGAGUCUUGCUCGGUGGACAGUUCUUCCUUGGAGUAUGAGACUUUGACUGCUAAAUUUCACUUUGUUGACCUGGCAGGAUCUGAACGUCUCAAAAGGACAGGAGCAACUGGAGAGAGAGCAAGAGAAGGGAUCUCUAUUAAUUGUGGCCUUCUGGCACUUGGGAAUGUAAUAAGUGCUCUUGGAGAUCAAAGUAAGAAGGUUCUCCAUAUUCCGUACAGAGAUUCCAAACUGACUCGACUACUGCAGGAUUCACUAGGUGGUAACAGUCAAACAAUGAUGAUUGCUUGUGUCUCUCCAUCUGAUCGUGAUUUCAUGGAAACCUUAAAUACACUAAAGUACGCAAAUCGUGCAAGAAACAUUAAGAAUCGUGUGACAGCCAAUCAGGAGCAGAGCGGACAGCAAGUACAGGCUCUUCGUGCAGAACUAGCCCGAGUGAAGUUGGAAUUACAGGAGUACAAGGCAGGUCAUCGAGUUGCUGGUAGUGAUGGUUUAAGUGAUAUGUGUCAGGAGCUGUCUAUGUUACGUAGCGAGAAUGCAUCAUUGCGACUUCGUGUUACUGCCCUACAAGAGGCUAUUAGAGCUAUCAAUGCUCGUGUCACUCGUAUGGCUGGACAAGAAGCUGCACGCUUGGUACAGCGAGCUGGUGAUAGUAAUGAAGAAAUACAAACUCUCAUUCAGAAUUAUAUCCAUGAAAUAGAAGAACUAAGAACUCGUCUGGUGGAGAGUGAAGCAAUGAAUGAAUCGCUCCGACGCAGUUUGUCCCGUUCAACUACACACUCAUUGGUGACUGGACCUGCAACCCCUACGCCAUCUUUAGAAGCAGAGGCCAGUGAAGUUGUACGAAGAGCAAAGGAAGAAGUGCAAAAUUUGAAAAAGAAAGGAAGUUCUUUACAGUCUGAUAACUACAAAAAGAGCCCGAAACAACAGCUGGAAAUCAGUGAAGAGACAGAUGAUAAUGAAGGAGAAGAGGAGGAUGGCCAUGAAGAAAGUGAAUGUGAUGAAGAGGAGAGUGAGGAAAGUGGAGAGAGUGAUGCAGAGUCAGACUCAGAACCUGAAGAGAAAAGCUCACUUGGGGGAGACCUUGCUGACUUGACUUGUGAGAUUGAAAUUAAGCAGCGCCUGAUAGAGGAGUUAGAGCAAAGUCAGCGACGACUACAAACACUCAAACUUCAGUAUGAGGAAAAAUUGCAGCAACUGCAGAGUCGGAUUCGUGAUACACAGCUGGAAAGGGACCGGGUGCUACGGGAACUUAGUUCCAUGGAAUGUUACACAGAGGAGAAGGCUAACAAGAUUCGUGCUGAUUAUGAGAGAAAGCUGCGGGAGAUGAAUCGAGACUUGCAGAAGCUGCAGUUGGCUCAGAGAGAGCAUACGCGACUUCUUAAAAAUCAGUCCCGUUAUGAACGCGAACUUAAGAAAUUGCAGCAGGAACUAAGUGAUAUGAAGAAGGCCAAGUCAGUGCUAAUGAAGCAGAUGCGAGAAGAACAGCAGCUCAGGAAGCUUGCAGAAUCAAAGAGGAACAAAGAAAUAGCUCAGCUGAAAAAAGAACACCAUAGACAAGAGCUUCACAUUAGGGCUUUGGAGUCCCAGAAGAGACAGCAGGAUAUAGUGCUGAGACGGAAAACCCAAGAGGUUUCUGCUCUGCGGCGUCUCUCUAGAAGACAACCUGAUCGAUCUGGAGGACGAAGCCACUCUGUUGCAGACUCUGGAGCAGAGUUAUCCACAAGCACAGCAUCUUCAGAACCAGAUAGUUCUACACGUUCCGUGUCCAGUAUUGUGCGCCAUUGGAAUCGAAAGACAAGUGGAGACAUUGGGCCAAUGCCUAAUGGGAAUUGUACAGCAAGAAGGAAAGGGGUACGGCCAGGCCUACCACUCAGUAAGGCUGCUCACAUGAAGUGGCAAACUUUGGAGAGAAGGGUUCGGGAAGUUGUCCUACAGAGACUUACUCUUCUUAACUUGGAGAGUGAUAUGGAAAGACUGCUGCGGAAACGUGAGGAGCUGUCACUUCUGCAGGAAGCUUUGAUAAGUCGUACUGUAGUCCCCCCAGAAGACAGGAAAGAAGAUGAAAAGGCACAGCAAGAUGUUGCUGAAGAACUAGAAGUUUUGACAGCCAAUAUUGAUUAUGUUAAUGACUGCAUUCGAGAAUGCCAGGCUACUAUUGUUCAGAUGGAGGAAACAAAGGAGGAUCUGGACUCAACAGACACAUCAGUUGUGAUCAGUUCUUGUUCUCUAACUGAAGCACGGCAUCUUCUUGAUAAUUUCCUGCGAGCCUCAAUAGAUAAGGGCCUGCAGGUAGCUCAGAAAGAAGCCCAGAUACGGAUUCUGGAAGGCCGGAUUCGGCAAACUGACAUGGCUGGCUUGUUACAGGCACACAUGCUGCUGGAGAAAUCAGAGUGCCACUCUGUACAGCAGGUAGAAAAUGGGUAUGCCAGCACAGAUGAAGAGGUGUCAGAAAUCAGCCAGACUUCCGAUGGAAGUGCUUCCUUGUCCUCUAUGAAAGGAUCCUACAGUCAAGACGACUUUAAGUGGAAGGGGGAACCACGACUUUCAUGGCAAGUAAAGGCAGUGUCUGCUGAGUCUCUGAGUCCGCUGCUUGAAGCUUCCACAAGAAACAUCACCAAAUCUUUAGCAUCAUUAACUGACAUCCUAGAAGAUGUUGGGGGAUACUCUCCAGGUGCUUUGCGGGGCAGAGCAUCACACAGCCUUACUCUUCCUAUACGUGGUAAUACAUUUCCAAGACAAUCCAGAGGUUUAAACACAUCCCCAGUGGCACGGAGAAAAUCAUACGACAGAGGACAGCCAAGGGCUUUAGACCCAAACCUAACACCUCCAUCAUCUCCCCCAAUGCGCCCUCGUAAUGACAAAAAUGUCUUUUCACGGCUAACAAGCAGCCAGAGUUCAGGCACAGCACUGGAUAAGUCUGAUGAGAAUGACAGCUCUUUCUCAGAUGUCUCCAGGGGGAAAAUAAUUCCAGUUGGGGGACUAAAGAGCAUGAGGACAGCUCCUUUGCAGUGUGUCGCAGUUGCUGACGGACAUACAAAGCCAGUACUUUGUGUUGAUGCUACAGAUGAGCUCCUCUUUACUGGAUCUAAAGACCGCACAUGCAAGCUGUGGAAUCUGGUAACAGGGCAGGAAAUUGCAUCCCUUCGCAACCAUCCCCAUAACGUUGUGUCCCUGAAACAUUGCCCAAACUCUGGACUGGUUCUUACAGCAUCUGCUUCUUUUGUGCGAGUAUGGGAUAUCCGGGACAAUGCACGCUGCGUGAGGACAUUGUUGUCAUCAGGCCAGGUAAUGUCAGGGGAUAUCUGCUCUGGGCUAGGUUUCCGUUCGGGAAGCAGCACUCAGGCAGAGCUGCAAAUUAAUCAGAUAACUUUGAAUCCUGAUGGCACAAUCCUGUAUACAGCAGCUGGCAAUGCAGUGAGAGCUUGGGACCUAACCAGGUUUCAACCUAUUGGAAAGCUGACAGGACACAUGGCUCCAGUCAUGUGUCUUACAGUGAGUAACACACAAAAUGGACGAGAUCUUGUUAUUACAGGAUCAAAAGAUCACUAUGUUAAGAUAUUUGAACUCUCUUCUGGAUGGGGAGGAGCUGUCCCCCCCACUUAUAACCUGGAACCUCCUCAUUAUGAUGGUAUUGAGUGCUUGGCUGUACAAAAUGGAAUCCUGUGCAGUGGCUCUCGAGAUAACGGGAUUAAAAAGUGGGAUCUACAGCAACAUGAGCUCAUUCAGCAAGUGCCAAAUGCACACAGAGACUGGAUUUGUGCUCUAGGAUUUGUACCAGGACGUUCAAUGUUGCUUAGUGGAUGUCGUGGUGGCAUUCUGAAAGUUUGGAACAUGGAGAACUUUACACCUAUUGGGGAGAUUAAAGGCCAUGAAAGCCCCAUUAAUGCCAUGUGUGCUAAUAGCCGUCACAUCCUUACUGCAUCUAGUGACUGCCGGGUCAAGCUAUGGGUAUAUAUUCCUGGUCUUACUCCAUGUCUCCCUCGACGUGUUCUGGCAAUCAAGGGCCGUGCUACUAGCCUUCCAUAACUUUCCAUUUAUUUUUCAUCUUUAACUGUUAUCUAUUGCUAACAUUUCCUCAUUUGUGUUUCAAUGAUGAGACACUCACCCCUGUAUAAAAGGAAAAACAGGUGAGAUAUGUUAAAAAAAACUGCACUGCAUUGGCUUUAACUAAAGGUUUAGUUACUUGUCCUGCCAUCUGCUAUUGCAGUGACUUCACAGUGAAAAUGUGGAGUAGAAGAGGAAGAAGCAUUGUUGGCAUUACGUGAAUUCUACGCUGAAAAAGCCCUGGAACAAAGAAUAAUAGAAGAAGCACACAUAUCUGGGUGAUUUACAGAACAUACGGAUGCAUAUACCAAAUUGCUCUCUUUCUUAAGUCUUCUUACGUUUUUAAGAAUCCUGGAACUACCUCACCAGAAAACAGAAAUUGCCUAAAAUCAUCUCAUGUUAUGGCAUAGACCAUUAUCUAUAUAGGAAAGGUAUGGUUCAAGAGAAAAUGAUUGAUUAAAAAAGGGGUGAGUUCUGAGCUUCAUUGUCCAUUGCCCUUCUCCUAGUUCUUGCCAGCAUGCUACUUUACUGUAUAUGACAACCCUUCCCUCUAUAAAACACUGCACAAUUACCCCUGCUGCCAGAUGUCCAGUGAAUUCCAUGCUUUAUUUCCUCUCACAUGUAUCAGCCCAAAAUAAAAUCAAAGGUACUACUUUUUACAAUCAGUGGGGCAAAUAAAUAAUGUACUGCUUUUUGCAGUUAUUUCAAAUCAAAGAGACAUGGAAGACAAAGCAAAUUUAUCCCUGAAACAGCUACCUCUUAAACUUCACAUUAAUGUAAAUGCCAUUUGUAGACUACUUACUAGGUUGCUGUGAGUGAAGGGGUUAAAUAACACUGGCAGUAAGGAAUCAUGUAUACAAAGUGUAAAAUGUCUAAAGCACAAAUUUUGACAGCAAGCACCAAGUGUUAAAUCUUAAUGUAUUAUUAAAGCUGGAACUUGUUCUCAGACUUAAUUGGUCUGACAGUAUUUUCAUGCUGCGCUGCUUUAUGUGUGAGGAAAGGAUAAGAACAGCAAACACCGUUUCUAUCAAUUCUCCAUAGUAAGUGAGAGGGAUUGAGAAAAAAAAGACAAUGUUUCUGACAAAAUAAUACAAUCAUUCUACCCUUUCACAAAUAUACUUCAUUCAGUAAUAAAAUUAGCCAUCUGGACUGGCUUAAGAUAGCCAUACAAGGCUGCCGAUUCAUCUCCUUCAGUCUGAGUUGGCAGCAUAUCUCUGCCUGUAUAUAGGGGGAACUCCAAUGGGCCUACCUACUGAUAUCUGGCCUAAAAUAGUCCUCAAUAGUGAUGGGCGAAUUUGUCCCGUUUUACUUUGCCAUGAAUUUUGCGAAUUUCCCACGAAAUUCACGAAACUGGUGAAAAAUUCAUGAAACAAUGAUUUUGCCACCGGCAACAAUUCACCAGCGAAUUUUCAUGGAAAUUCGUGAAUUCACUGGUGGCAAAAUGCGCAAAUUCGCCCGAAUUCGCUCCUGGAGAAUAAAUUCGCACCUCACUAGUCCUCACCAAACAAGUGGAUCUUUAAAUGUAUAGACCUGGAAUGACAUUUUCUACAUGGUAAAUGCAUAAACUAGAGACUCUCAGAGCUGACACUACACUGAUACCAUUAAGCAACAUUUAAGGUCAUAGAAGUCCAUAAGACAAAUAUUGUUAGGACAGUUUAAUUAACCUAGCCAAAUAAACAAAUAAACAUUGCUUAUCAAUAUUUCCUUAAACUUUGUUAGAAAUAAAAUGAAAUAAAAAAAGUGAUGACU